Messenger RNA from Lymnaea stagnalis (great pond snail), 7816 nucleotides. NCBI's taxonomy places the organism in Eukaryota, Metazoa, Mollusca, Gastropoda, Lymnaeidae. The record is from the annotation of a GenBank genome assembly.
CAAGCAUCUUCAUAUUGGUACAUUUACUUACUAACUGUUUACAGUACAGUACAGACAGUGACACACCAACCCAACAACAAUAAUUAUGAACAAAUAUUAAUAUCAGAAAUGGAAAUGAAGUCUAAUGAGGAAAAAGUGAUAGAAUAUGAAACAUUCUUAAACGAUCGCUUAAAAAAUGACCUGAGGUACGCUAAUGAUGCUUAUGACACUUAUGUCGUCAUGUCAUGUCAUAACAGUACAGUAGAUACUUUGAUAACAAAAUUAAAACUUAAAAAAAAAAUAAACCAAUGACAUAGUUGAAUAGAGCUAAUUUUUAAAAGAAUUAUAACACCAAAAUCAUAUUUUUAGCUGUUGUAGUUUUAAAGUUAUGAAUUUUUAAAGUACGACUUUAUUUGUCCUUUUUUAACAUGGACCGCAUCUCCACAUUCUGUGACCCAAUUCCGCUGUUCGCGUCACGAGCUAUAUAACUCUUGUUUUAAUGAUAAUUUUAUUUUCAGAACUAAUGCUGUAUUAAAAAAAUAAGUUUAAUAAUGUUAACAAUUAUAGAUAAAUUUUAGCUUAUCUAACUAUGCAUUAUUUCUAUCAGUAAAUUUAAUAUAAUGUAUUAAUAUAUGGCUUUUCUGUUUACCAAAUCUACGACGUUCAUUAUACCAAUAUUUGCUAUAUAGUCUAUAUAAGGCAACUCAUGCCCUAAUUACGAAAAUACUGUUUGGGAACUAUUGAACUUUCAACUUUGUUACAUGACUAAUUAAUUAAAGCUUUCCCUGACCUAGUUGAAUAGUUUUUGCACACGGCAAACUUUUAUGAAUGAAAUCUCUGAGAUAGUAGUAAAUAAUAGCCCUUAUGCAAGUCACUGUGAAUGGCUGCCAUGACAUUUUGCACACGGCGAAUUUUGAUCAUGUAUAAUAUGGACUCUACCGGGUUUUUUAACCUCAAAUUAAAAUAUUAUUCUUUCAAUAACAUUUAAAUUCAUUCUAAAACAUAAGUUAUCAAAUAUUUUGAUGUAAAUAGUGGAAAUAAUUAAAUAUUUCCUAAGUAACGGCGUCUUCCGCCACUGAAAGGGGGCGUGGCCACUUCCUUAUCGAAAUUGGGCUGAGCUACAUUACCAUAUAGGGGUUCACUCAAGUGAGCAUAACAAGUGAUCGACAUGUCCUAACUCAAUGAGAAUUGACACAAAUACACAUCGAUAGAUAAUACAGAAUAAGACUUUUUUUUAAAGACAUAAAAGUUGAACUUCUAUACGAAUUUUAUAGUGAAAGAUGCCUUAUAUUUACAGGGGAAUCUCAAAAUACAGGUCGAUUGAAAAUUUUAAAAAAAUCGAUGUAAAUGUAGGCCAACAUGUCUACCUAAUUAUAAGGCCGGAAACGGAACUCAAAUAUAUAUCGAAAGCACUCAUUUAAUAAUAAAUAGACACACACAUCGGAAAAUUAAAAACUCGGAUUUUUCGGCGCCGAUUGCCAUUUCCGAUACACAAAAAGUAGUAGCCUCCCUUGGUUUACCGAAGUAUCUACAGUACAGUACAGAGAUUGCUGUGUAAUCUUGAACAAGCUUUCGUUUUAGUCUUAGCUUAGACUUUAGAUUAAUUAGACACGAACAAUGUGUGUCUAUAUAACAAUGUAAUUUAAACUUAAAUAAUAAUUUUACAGAAUACAAAAGUAUACUUAAGUCUUAGACUUAGAUAAUUAGACUUUAUAAUAAAAACCACCAUAAAGUAUGAGCGAAACUCAUUUCUGACAGUAGGUACUUUGACACACAUUUUAAAUAUUGUCCAAUAGCCACAAAUGAUACACCAUUUUAAAGGGCUCGCUAUAAGUAGAUACUUCGAUGAAACAAGGGAGACUACUAUUUUUUUUGUAUCGGAAAUGGGCGUCGGCGCCGAAAAAUCCGAGUUUUUAAUUUUCCGAUGUGUGUGUCUAUUUAUUAUUAAAUUAGUUCUUUCCAGUAUAUAAACUCAAGGCUUUCCGGCCUUAUAAUUUGGAAGACAUCUUGGCCUACAUUUCUAGCCAGCUAUUUUGCUUUUUUCAAUCGACCUUUAUUUUGAAAAUCUUUGGUAUAUAUAAGGCAUCUUCGCAUACAAAAUUUUUUGUGAAAUAAUAAGAUAAGGUCCUUUUUGAUUAAAUCUGUAUGAGCAUUAGAUAUUGAUCUAUAUAUGUGCCAUGUUUCAUUGAUGUAGGUUGUGUCCCACGUUCGUUACGCUUCUCCCAGUGACCCAUAUCACCAUAAGGUGGCUCAGCCUAAUUUUGACAUGGCGUAGGCCACGCCCCCUUUUUAAUGGCGGAAGUUGCCGAUACUUAGGAAAUAUUUAAUUAUUACCACUAUAUACAUCAAAAUAUUUUAUAUUUUGUGUUUCAGAAUGCAUUUUGAAGACAUUUAAACUGGAAAUGUUUUAAUUUGAGCUUUAAAAACCCUGCAGAGUCCAUAUUAUAAAUGAUCAGAAUUUUCCCUGUGCAACACGUUGUCAUUGGCAACCAUUCACAGCCACUUGCAUAACGGCUACGUCGUAGUACUAUCUCAGAGUUUCAUUCAUAAGAGUUUGCCGUGUGCAAAAGCUAUUAAACCAUUGGUCAGGGAAAGCUUUUAUUAAUUAUUCAUGUGCCAAAGUUGAAAGUUUAAAAUAAGUCGACCCUAAACAGUAUUUUAGCGAUAGGGAAUGCGUUGCCUUAUAUAAACUAUAUAGGCAUUGCGCAUGACGCGAUCAGUGGAAUGAGGUCACAGAAUGUGGAGAUGCAGUCCAUGUUAAAAAAUGACAAACCAAGUCGUACUUUAAAAAUUCAUAACUUUAAAACUACAACAGCUAAAAAUAUGAUUUUGGUGUUAUAAUUCUGUUUAAAAUUAGCUCUAUUCAUCUAAUUACAAGCAUACCCUUAUCGGAGUAUGUCAUUAAAUAUUAAAAGGUAAUGGGGAUCUUCUGCCUGCCAUUUUCCGGGUAGAAUGCCCUACAGUGACUUCUUUGUCUUGUUGAUGAAACCCACACAUUUUUCCUUCAUAAACUUUGUCGCCGCCAUCUGCAUCCAAACGUUCCGCCUUAUUGGAUAUGGACCAUGGAAGGAAUUCCAAAGUUUGCAACAGAAAUGUAAAAUUUUCUCUUGCACCCAAAAGAAGCCUAACAUUAAAUACUAAUCAUUAUUCUGAAUCUAUACAAUUUUUUUGUUUCUUUUUAAUAUUAUUCAAGUGAUGUUUUUAUGAAAUUUAUUUCCUUUUUUUUUGUUUUGUUUAUUUAAUUACAAAUAUAUUAUUGUUGAUAUAAAUGUUAACAUUUUCUUAUGCCUCUGUCCUAGUUUGAUAUAAUUACUAUGAUGAUGUAGAGUCUUAUUUAUUUAUUUAUUUUAAUAAACUUGAUAUAGACUAAUACAUAGGUUAUCUAAUUUUAAUUUUAAACAAGUCACAGUGACGCAAUUUUCACAAAAAAUAUAUCAUAUGUACGAAAAAAAAAUAAUUUUAUAAUGCAUUACCAUAUUUUAUUGGAAUUACAAUUGAUAAUAGUAUAUUUUUAAUAGUGGUAGCAACUGCUUUUAUUUUGUUAUUAUCAUUAAUUAUAAUUUAUAAAUACCACUAAUAACUAGCAUUAUAUAUAAAUGAAAAUAUCUUUAAGUUAAAUUGGUAAUAACAACCAUUUCCGACAACCCACUUUUUUUUGUGAGGGGGGAUGACUCGGGUGACUACUAACAAUUUUAUUUUCUUACACCUUCCAGUUGGAUCGGCAUAACUUUUGUGCGUUUGGGCUAAUUUUAAUGAAGUAAAGUUAUUAAACUGUGUGAAUGAAUGAAGCAGUAUUGAGCUAAACCACUAUGUGUUUGAGUUUUACAUUAAAAAGUAAUAAGCAAUUAACGUGCAUACCGAUGAAAAAUUAAAUGCGUUACCGGUCACAAGAUUCUAAAUGCUGCAAAUAUGGUAUUCACAUGUUUGGAAAAAUAUGUGCUCUACGUCACCGAUAAUUUAAAUACUAUUAUUAGGAAACAGUGACGUACAACGCAAAAAAACGACACCCUCGCUAUGCCGUAUAGCUAUAUUGCAGCUCAAGUUUUUCCGUGAUUUUUCGACUGCGCAGAAGGGAUGCGCGUGCGUCUUUUAAAAUACCUAUGAUACAAAUUUCCUUGCUCCAGUCUUUUGUAAAGUCUUACACAGCAAAAAGGCACAUCAAUGAAGUGUCUUUAUCUAGGAUUAGGAUGAACAACAUAGAAAUAGAGCAUUAUAUUUCUGGUAUUGUAAUGUUUCGUUGCUGCAUCCAUGAACUGGCAUUUUUGCAACGGUUGGGGAUAUGAUGUUGCUAUUCUAACAGCCCCUAGCUGAUGCCAGGGCAGCCUUGAAGCUUUCAAUCGAUGUCGAGUUCACAGUGGCAUCGUUCAGGUGGUUCCAUGCUAUUAUUGUGCGUGGGAUGAAAGAUUGUUGAUACUGCACUGUGUUGCACUGAGGCACUUUGAAGCAUUUGCUAUUGUUUCUGGUGUAAUUGUUUAUGGGAAUGUUAGUGGUGAAAGUGAAGUCAGUGUUCAGUGAGCGUUUUGCUCUGAUCAGUCUACCUGGCUUCUGUGGGGUUAGGUACGUGCCUGAAGGGAUGGCCGGCACCAGUCCCAUGAUCACUUUAUAUAAGAAUAUCAGGCGGCAUCCCUCUCAUCUGUCUUUAAGGGGUGGGAUGUCAAAUCUUUUUAAGAGGCCAGUGACGAAGCCAGGAGUGGUGGAUUUGUAGUCUCGAGCGAUAAAACGCACUGCCUUACAUUGAAUUCGCUACAUCAUGUCCAUGUCUUGUUUAAAAUGAAGUGGCGAUUCAGACCCAGCUACCAGAAGUGAGAAGAUCGGAUUAAAAAAAUGUUUAAAAUAUUAAAUGGAUCUGGACAUGCAUCGCCGCUAUUCGGACCCGUGUUCCUUUAGACUAAAUGCUAUUCGGAUGUCAUUUGUGGUAGUUUAUUUUAGUUAAACUGAAGAAUUAAGUUUAUAAAAAUAUAGUCCAUUCAAUUAUCUUUCAUAUUUGAUACCAAAAUUUUGCAUUACAAACCUUACAAUAAUAUUUUUUAAUCUUUUAAUAAACCCAACCUCUCGCUUCUGAUACCGGGUCGGAAUAGCAGCAGCCUUUUUAAAAAGUCACAGAUUCUUUAAAAACAACAUUAUUGAUACUUUUAGAAAUUGAAAAUUAAACACUUAGUUAAGUCAAAGUUGGAUUAGACUGCUUUAGAGUCUAAGAAAGAUUUAGAUUUUGAUUCAUGUUUUUCUUUCUUUCUUCACCAGGAAAAUAUUGGACCUGAGAGACAAAAUUUAUGAGGAUAUAUCAGAAUAUAUGCAACUCAAGACAACCAUACAAAAACUACAAGUAAAUGAUGCUAUGCUAUUUUGGCCCUUUUUAACCACCCCCCCCCCACCCCGGGUCAUUAAAAAGUUCACUCCCUGUAACUUCAAAUAUAUUAUCACAAACAUCAACCCGUUUAAUGGAUAGGCAUAUCAGUUUUAUCAAUUUACUGCUCCAGUGUCAGAAAAAUGUUCCCUAGAACAUUUCCUAAAACUGUCUUCCCUGUAUGUUAUAUUUCAUUCCUUUCAACUUUGCAUAACCCUUAAUCCAGACCCUUGUCUUCUACUUUUUUUACAUAAUUUAUCAUGACUGUAAAUUUCGCUGUAACUUCGACUCUCAUUCUUCAUGUCAUUCUGUAACUUAAUAUUGAUUUUAACAGAUGGACCAUGCAAACCUGUGUUAGUGUGUACCAGUACUCCAUGGUACUGAUUUGCUCAGUAAUAAUGGUAAUCGGAGUGUGAAAAUGAAAACAUAAAAUUUAAAAAUCCAACAUUCCCAAAUGUAAAGAAUUAAAAUUUUAUAAAUAAAUGGUGCAUAAGAAUGGUAAAAAUGACUUUUAUUCAUUAGCAGUUGUUUAAAUUAAAUUCAGCAUUCUGCAUGGCAUCACUUUGCCUGAUCUCCCCCAACUCAUACAUUGCCUUAAUCUCCCUCAACUCAUCACAUAUGUGACAAACAGAUGCGUGAUGUCAUAUAUGAAUAGCCCAUAUGUACUGUCAUGUAAUACUGUCAAUCAUAAAAACUUUCAUGAAACUUUUGUUUUACUUCACAGGAAGAUUUAAAACCUCAGGCAGAAUUGAAAACAAAAAUUGAUCUAGGAUGUAACUUCUACGUACAAGCAAAUGUGUAAGCUCAGUAAUCCAGCAGUUGCCACUUGUUUAAUUGAAACUCAUUUUUUUAAAUUUCAAGCAUUAAAAAAAACUGCAUAUAAAUGUGUGCCAGUACCGGUAUGUGAUUGUGAUACAUAUAUAUAAUCAUACAGACAGACAGACAGAGAGAGAGAGAGAGAGAGAGUGUGUGAGUGAUAACUAGGGAUAGGUAGAGUGAGAGGCAGUGGGUGUGUAUCAUGGUAUUUGUUACUUAUAAAACUUAUAUUUUCCAAACAGGACAAACCCUUCCAUGAUCUUUGUCUCCAUAGGGUUUGGAUUUUUCCUUGAAAUGACAUUGACUGAAGCAGUAUCAUUUAUUGAAAAGAAGACAGAGAGGCUGCAGUCUCAAGCCAUAGAGCUUACACAUGAUGCAUCUAAAGUCAAAGGACACAUUAAGUUGGUUAUAGAGGUUAGUGCUAAGCCCAUUUAGUAUUUAGGUGAAAAUUUACAAUAAAAUCACAACAUAACCCCUGGGUCUGACUAUACUUAGUAACUUAAAUUUUUGUCACCAUUUUAGUAAUUUUGCUCUUGAAAAGAUGUGGUUAACCUCUUCCUUCUUAAUGUUCUGCAAAGCGCCCUCCUUUUUUCCGGCCUAAUACCUCAAUGUCUAUCAUCCUUGUUUUGGGUGCCUAGAAUUAGCAAAUCAGGAUGUUAAUAUUUUUGACGAACUAUUGGUUUUACUCAGCCAAAUAAAAGUAAAAGUGCUUGCUGGGGAAUUUCUGUGUUUAACUGGGGAAUGCUUUAUUUCUUUUUAAUUGUGCAUUUGUUUGUGUCAUUUCUAAUAAAUAUGAAAUUUCACCUUUUAACUCCAUCUUUAAUUUGGUGACUAUUUGUUUUUGCAUUCAUUUUUUGUUUUAAAAAUUUCCAGCAUUUUAUGUUGAAGUUAGAAAGAAAAAGACUUUAUUGCCAUUUAUAUGUAUUGAUUUUGCACUCCAGGAUUUAAAAAUUAAUUAAUUUUUUUUUUUUCAGGGACUCAGAGAGUUGCAAAAUUUACCAAAAGAAGAAGAAACGACUUAUAGAGAUGUAUUAUCUUGAUAUUUGUUGUAUAAUAAAUGAUGCUUUGUUAAAAAUUGUUGAUAAAAAUAAAUUGUUGAGGAAUAUAAAUAUAAUAAAUUUUACUGAAAUGAUCAGAAAAUUGUUUUUUGAUUACACAUAAGUGAUCUCAAUGAAAGGAAUGUACCCUAAUUUACGUUACUUUAAAUAAGUACUUUAAGACGUCAGUGAAUCAAAUUUUUGUUUUAAAUGUAAAUGUUUUACCAAAGUUGAAUGUUUCUAUUUAUUUGAAUUUUAAGUAACGUCAAAAUCUUCGUUUUUAAUUUACCAGAGAUUUUCAUAUUCAUGGCAAAUAUAUAAUAUCUAUAAAACUAUUUGUUUAUGGAUUAGCAAACAGAUAUUUGCAGUGAUUUGCAUUUACCAAGUUUUAUACAUAUAUAUUUAGAAAUGAGAAAAUAAGACUGGCUAUCAAUCUGCAAAAAUUAUUUUAUUCUGAGCAUUAGAUAAGUCACCCAGGACCACAUGAGUAAUAAAAUAGACUAUACCCAAGUUUAAAGUGAUUCUUAAUAUCACACAUUAUUUGCUCUCUUUAGUAUAAUUCCAAUCAAAAUUUUGUACAGGUUCUGAAAAUUUUUUUUAGGGCUGUUAAAUUAUUCCAUAAAACCAAUUAAUAUGCUAC